Hypoxylon trugodes is the source of this 2631-nucleotide messenger RNA. RefSeq lists its product as uncharacterized. The transcript has 3 exons. NCBI's taxonomy places the organism in Eukaryota, Fungi, Ascomycota, Sordariomycetes, Xylariales, Hypoxylaceae. The coding region runs from base 209 to 2257 and encodes 682 amino acids. The record is from RefSeq and is a predicted model, not a curated record.
UCAAGAUAUAAUUUCUCUUAUUUUCUUUUAUACUUUAAGUGUUGCAACGAGGCACUCCGAACAAGUUCAAAUGACGGUUGGGUACACGUGGUACCUAUAGGAGCCUAUAAUCCUAGCUCUACGCCGCCCUUGAGCUAGCCUAUGAAUUAUAUAAACUUGGGCGCUCCCCCGCCUAAAUCUCAACCUCAAGUCCUCAGCCAACUUCAUUAUGACCGCUGCGCGGGAUCCAGUUCCGCCAUGCUGGAUUGAUGAACCAUUUCGUAAACCGCGGGGUCCCGGAUCAUGGGUCGUUUACGUUGUGGCAAAAAUCGACGCUCAUCAUCGUCCCCUGGCCGUUUUAUCUCUUCGAGAAUCCGAUAUCUUUUCAAUCGAUAAUGAUCGAGUUAUUGACUUGUGCCGGCGCGGCGUCGCUGCUUUUUCGGAUCCGACAAACCGGACUCCUUUAAUGUCGGAACUAAGUCUCGCAGCCGGUUUCUACAAUGAUCCACAAACGGCGGAUCUGCCCGUCCACGAGCUUCCGGAUGUUAACCACAUAGACUUUAUUAACCGGCGUAAAAUCGCACCCCUCUAUCAUAACAUUCCCGAAUUCCCUUUUAUUUCAACAUGUCUUCUUCUAGCCUCUGGUAGGCCGUUCACGACUCAUCCGCAACCGCUCGGAGCUGUCUUUCGCGAUGAAAGUCCGUUCUAUGGUAUGGUAGUGUUUGAUAUCAGUCGCCUUGAUGAAGUACGUUAUGGAAUCGUAGCCUUUAGCGCGCAACCCAUCGUAUUCAUCGAAACGCGGGAGGAGUGGCGUAACUACAUUGAGUUAGGCCAUGAGUUAAGGGGAAAGAGAGAAUUGAGAGUUGAGGAUGAGCGGCCGCGCGUAGCGCUCUCCGUAAAGUCGUUUGCCGAUAAAUUUGGGUGUAAAAAUGCGAGUAGCGGUGCAAGGCUCGAGAAAGUGCCCCUUAUUGAAACGGCCGCUUUUGAUCUUGUCUGGCCGCUUCGUUCUUCAGAUUCCGAUGCUAAUCGGCCUCUCAAACGUCAAUUUACCAGAUCCUUGCGUGAUAGAGCAAUCAUAACACUAAUCGAAAGCACUCUAGAGACAGACGCCUUUGACAUGUCGCUAUUUGACGAGCCGCGUAAACUGCCCUCCUUCCAAGACUCGCUGCGGCGAUUGAUACAGGCGAAGCCUGAACUCCUUGGUCAAUCUCAAUCUACAGCGCAACUUAUAGCGCUAGCUUUUGAGGGCAAAAAGCACCUAGACCUAGCACGCCAGAAAGGACUUACGGCGGGCAUUAUCAGGACCGUGCUCGAAAUGGAUGAGUUGAAGCAGAUUGAGUCAAUUUGUAUUUGCAUCGAUCGUAUCUCAAGCCCACUAUCCCAACUCGUUGAGGUAUUGUCCUCAUUCCCAACGCUACGCGAUGUAUGCCUCCUUCAAUCACCAACUCGCGAAACGGACCUACCAAGCGCCGAGAUGUUCCUCGAAUUGCACAAGAACUCGAAGAACCCACUCCAAAGAGUAGUCAUCGCGGGCAUCUACUCAACCUCACUCCGGAGGCAACCAUGGCUCCCAGAAACAGGCUUCACCCCACCCAUCUCGAAAUUCCCCGUUCACUACGUGUUUCAUAGGGAACAACACCGAACGCGGCGAAACUGGUGGAACUCGAAACGAUACUUCGUCGGAGACGGCCUUCUCGCCCCGCACCACUUCGCCGCCGGCUUUCUACACUGGCUCGAAAGCCCCGACUUCGCACUCUUUGCAUUCGCUAGAGGUCCACCGAAUCUUGAAGAAAUAUCUAGGAUUGAAGUGACUCCGGUACCCGCCGAAAAUUUCCAUGCCCAGCGCAAGCGGUCAUCUCACGCUAGUACCCGCGGCCUCGUUCGUGGGAGUUGGUGCGCUGUGGCUAGCGUGGAGAAGUAUUUUGAUAACGAGGCACAGCAGCGGAAUAUAGCUACGGGCGGAUGGGAGGCGACUGACGCGCGGCACAUUAAGUUUGCAUUGGUGCAACUGUUGAUCGAUGUUGAGGCUAAGGAUAUGCCUGUUGUGCUCAACCCGGAGGAUGUAAGAGUGUGUGGGCUCAAGGAAUUCCUGAACGAUACGACUGAAGAGGGCGUGGAUGCGCCACUGGUUGAGAGGAGGAUAGCGGAGGUAGGUGAGAAGAUCGCAGAUUGGCCUAAUCAGGGGAGACUUGGGGUCGAUCUGGAAUGGGUUGGUGUGAUGAAUAAUCAGGAAGGUCUUGAAGCUCUUAAUCAGCUAUUGAAGAGUACUUUCCUAUAGGUAGUUAUGGGGGGUCCAAGACCGCUUAGUAUCAUCUAUAGGUACUAGGUACCUAGGUACGCCAGGCGUUUCAUCGGAGGAGUAUGCCGCUAGAGUUCGCUGGAGUUCUACUGCGCCUUAGCGACCUUUCCGUGCAAAUUUAACGACAUCGAAGCACCUUUCAGCACACUUACCACUAUCAAAAUUACUAUAACCUACCAUAUCUAUCUCAUCGGAUCGAUCCGACAGGAGCACUAACGCCUGUUAGCACACACUAUUCUAACAACACGACCAUUGCAAUGACAGCUACCAAGGCAGAUAUUAUAAUUUCAGGUACCGAUAGCUUAGUAGCUAAACAGCAUAGUGGCCUGUCUAAGUACAUGCAAUAAUUUCCC